AUGGGCCCUGCUGGCUGUAUCUUCUUGCUGCCCCUUCUGUUGGGCAUUUCAGUGUGUGGACGACCCGUAUACUCAGGCCGUGUCGUGGGUGGCCAUGACAUUGUUGCAGGGCAUUGGCCAGUCAGUGUGCACUUGCACCAGGCCCAUGUCUGUGGAGGGUCUCUCAUCGGUGACAGGUGGACACUGACAGCAGCACACUGCAUAAAAAUGAGCUGGAUUCUUUUAUUAUAUAUGGUAUGGCUGGGAUCAAUUCACACAGACCACUCAAACCAAAGUGUGAAGCAUCAUGUAUUUAAAAUUAUUAUUCAUCCCCAAUUUCAACAUAUAACUGCAGACAUCACUUUGUUGAAACUGGUCUCUAGGGGAAACCGGUCUCUAGAGUCACCUUUUACUUCUUUCAUCCUGCCCACCUGCUUGCCCCACAUUACAAAGCGGUUGACACUUCCAGGCUCUUGCUGGGUGACUGGAUGGAGAAAGGUUACGGAAAGUGAAGAUAGUGAUUACCCUUCCACGUUCCAGGAAGCAAAAAUAACCAUCUUUGCCUGCCAGGCCUGUGAACAACUCUACAACCCAACUGGCUCCAUGUUGCCAGAGUUAGACCAAGUCAUCAAAGAAGAUGAGAUAUGUGCUGGUGAUUCAACAACUAACAAGAAGGAUAGCUGCAAGGGUGAUUCUGGAGGGCCUCUGUGAUGUCGUAUUAAUGGUGUAUAGAUCCAGAUAGGAUUGGUAAGCUGGGGAACGGGCUGUGCUACAUCUCUCCCUGGAGUCUAUACCAGUGUGAUCUACUAUCAAAUUAUUAAGACCACUAUCCCAAGAGCUGAGGUCGUGGGUGCCAACGAUUUGGACUGAUCUGACCUCCUAUUCCUUAUUAUACUGCUCUCUCUAGCUCUCCUGGGACCCUUCUGUGCCUUUGCGCCUAACAUUUUACCAGGAGAGUAG
Molecule: messenger RNA, 939 nt
Organism: Neofelis nebulosa (Clouded leopard)
Lineage: Eukaryota; Metazoa; Chordata; Mammalia; Carnivora; Felidae
Gene: PRSS48
Product: serine protease 48
Biological process (GO): proteolysis
Molecular function (GO): serine-type endopeptidase activity
Source: RefSeq, a predicted model, not a curated record